GCCCUCUUUCUCUAGACACUAUAUAUUAAUAUAAAAGGAAAGGCUUUGUUUGAAGACCAACAACGCAGAAAGAGGCCAGGAAUUAGAAGGGUCUGCGGAGAAGAUAGAAAGAAUAGCGCUAUCUUUCCAUUUAUGGAGCUUGCUUCGGAGAGAUCUGGUGACGGAGGUGGUGGACUCAAGGAAGAAAAGAGAAGUGAGUAUAGUGUUGGUGAUGAGGAAGGUCGUCAUAAACAAGAGACUAUUGUUGAGGAUGAGCCACCCAUUGCUAAUACCGAAAGAUUCACACUGGAGGCUGGACCAAGCACAUCGUCAAGCAAAAAGGAAGAGGUUGAUGAUCAGAUUGAGACUACUAAAGCCGAAAUGAGCGAAGUGCAAGAAGAAAAUCAACGGCUAAAGAUGUCUUUGAACAAAAUAAUGAAUGAAUAUCGGACACUAGAAAGGCAAUUUCAAGAUAUAGUUAAGCAAGGAACAAAAAAGAAUGAUGAUAAAGGAAAUGGUAACCAUCAAGAAAUAAUAGAGGAAUCAGAUCUUGUUUCCCUCAGUCUAGGAAGAGUUCCGAGUAAUCCAAAAAAUGAUGAGAAAUCCAAAGUUUCUAAACCAAUGAAGGAUGAAGGGUUUAACGAAGAGUUGACUCUUGGACUAGAUUGCAAAUUUGAAACAUCAAAAUCGGGAAGCACUAGCGAAGCUUUGGCAGAUCCAAGUCCAGCAAAUAGCUCUGAAGUGCCGAAAGAAGAAGCUGGGGAGACUUGGUCACCCACUAAGGGAGUCAAGACAACGAGAGAUUCAGAGGACGAAGUUGCUCACCAAAAUCCUACCAAGAAAGCUAGAGUUUGCGUCAGAGCAAGAUGUGACACUCCAACAAUGAACGAUGGAUGUCAAUGGAGAAAAUACGGACAAAAGAUCGCAAAGGGAAAUCCUUGCCCUCGAGCUUACUAUCGUUGCACAGUUGCACCAUCAUGCCCAGUAAGAAAACAGGUGCAAAGAUGUGCUGAGGACAUGUCCAUUUUAAUCACCACCUACGAAGGGACUCACAAUCACACUCUUCCACUUUCAGCUACUGCCAUGGCAUCCACAACUUCCGCAGCUGCUUCCAUGUUGUUGUCUGGUUCAUCAAGCUCUCUCUCUGGAUCAAUACCUUCAACAACCACCACUGCUCCUAAUACUCUCCAUGGCCUCAACUUUUAUCUCUCAGAUGGUUCCAAAUCAAGGCAAUUAUACCUGUCCAACCCUGCACUAUCAUCUUCACCUUCACAUCCAACCAUCACUCUUGACCUCACUUCAAACCCAUCCUCUUCCUCAUCAUCCCCUUUUGUUAGAUUCACUUCAAGCUACAACCAACCCAGGUACCCUUCUUCCACAAGCCUCAGCUUCAGUUCCUCCGAUUCCAAUGCAAUGUCUUGGAGCAACGGGUUCCUCAACUAUAGUACUCAACCAUAUAAUAACAACAAUAGUAAUAAUAAGAGUAAUAACCUUAGCACUUUAAACUUUGGAAGACAACAAAUGGAAAAUAUCUACGAAUCCUACAUGCAUAAGAACAGCAACUCAACCGUCCCUCAAGGCGCUCUACCAGAUACUAUAUCUGCAGCAACCAAAGCGAUCACAGCAGACCCAACUUUUCGAUCUGCUUUGGCAGCAGCACUUACUUCAUUUAUUGGGGCGCAAGGUAGCAUUGGAAGCACGCAAGGAAAUCAAAGUGUUGGAGAAAAUUCAAGUCAGAAAAUGAAAUGGCCAGAGGCUUUUCCUGUGUCUAAUUCUACUUUGUCUUCUUCAAAUUCCAAAGUCAAUGGUUGUGCAUCAAGCUUCUUGAACAAAACGCCAGCAAAUACACAGACCACAAGUUUGAUGCUUCUACCACCGUCUACUUUGCCGUUUCCUACCUCCAAAAGUACUUCUGCAUCUCCUGCGGAAAAUAGCGACACUACCAGUUAAUUGGUGAUAUAUUUCUCUAUAUAGCUAUAGCUAGGUAGCUACUAUUUUUCCCUUGCGUUGAAUUGAUGUAAUUAAGAUGCUAAGUAAAAUUUAGCAUAGACGCAUAAAUAAGAAACGUAUAUGUUUUUUUUUCCCUUGAUUUAGGGAUGAAAUUUGAUAUCCAACAUUGAAUCACAACUGCACUGUUAGGGUUGGC
This is a messenger RNA of Abrus precatorius (Indian licorice), 2125 nucleotides long. RefSeq names its product probable WRKY transcription factor 61. The record is from RefSeq and is a predicted model, not a curated record. Bases 133 to 1929 code for a protein of 598 amino acids. Lineage: Eukaryota; Viridiplantae; Streptophyta; Magnoliopsida; Fabales; Fabaceae. Gene Ontology annotation, biological process: regulation of DNA-templated transcription. The transcript is spliced from 5 exons. Gene Ontology annotation, molecular function: sequence-specific DNA binding; DNA-binding transcription factor activity.